Molecule: messenger RNA, 1339 nt
Organism: Parathielavia appendiculata
Lineage: Eukaryota; Fungi; Ascomycota; Sordariomycetes; Sordariales; Chaetomiaceae
Product: t-SNARE
Exons: 4
Coding region: 226-1179 (317 amino acids)
Biological process (GO): vesicle fusion; endoplasmic reticulum to Golgi vesicle-mediated transport; intracellular protein transport
Cellular component (GO): endomembrane system; Golgi membrane; SNARE complex
Molecular function (GO): SNAP receptor activity; SNARE binding
Source: RefSeq, a predicted model, not a curated record
UUAGCACCGCCAUCGACACCUGCCUACAUUCGCGCAAGAUUCCCGGUAUUCUCUACUCUCGUCUCGCCCUUCAAAGUGUUGCACAAACUGUCCCUCGGAGCCGACCGUACUUGGCGCCCUGUCACACCUCCUGACUCCCAUUAAGAACAGCCAUCUGCCGAGUUGCCCAGUGAGCGCGCUUGACAUCUGUCUGCCAGCGCGCCACAAUAGGAUAUUCCCGCCGCAAUGGCCGUUGCGAUCAAUGACCGCACGGAGGAAUUCCGCCAAAUCCUCACAGCUGCCCAGCGGAAGCAGGCUGCCAAGCCGGCAUCACAACGGCUCCUCAACGAUGGCCAGAGAAGCGCGGCAGCGGGAGGCGCGCAACCACGACGGUCAGAAUUUGCGCGGCAAGCAGCGGAAAUUGGCAGGGGGAUAUCAGCGACGAUGGGAAAGCUCCAGAAGCUGGCGCAGCUGGCCAAGAAGAGAUCGCUCUUUGACGACAACCCGGUCGAGGUAAACGAGUUGACAUUCAUUAUAAAACAAGACCUAUCCCGCCUGAACGAGGACAUCCGGAAUCUUCAAGCACUAUCGAAGCGUCUGCAUCCGAAGCCGGACCAGGAAGGGGAAAAUAACAAGAAUAUCCUGCUGCUGCUACAGGGCAAGCUAGGCGACGUGAGCGCGAACUUCAAGGACGUCUUGGAGAUCAGGACAAAGAACAUUCAGGCUUCAAGGUCACGGACCGAGGCGUUUGUGUCAACGGUGGGACAGCACGCCCACUCAUCCUUACCGCCGUCAGCGUCCCCUUUAUACGCCACCCCAAAUAGGGGGGUUACUCCUUCGCCCGGCGCAGACCUCAUCUCGCUCAAUCCCAUGGGCGGGGAUCAGCAGUUGCAGUUGCAGAUGAUGGAAGAGGGCCAAAACACAUACAUUCAACAACGGGGGCAGGCCAUCGAAGCAAUUGAAUCGACCAUCCAUGAACUUGGAUCAAUUUUUGGACAACUUGCUGCCAUGGUCAGCGAACAAUCUGAGAUGAUUCAGCGCAUCGACGCAAACACGGAAGAUGUUGUGGACAAUGUCGAGGGGGCGCAGAAAGAGCUGCUCAAAUACUGGUCUCGCGUCUCGGGCAACCGGUGGCUGAUAGCAAAGAUGUUUGGUGUCCUAAUGGUCUUUUUCCUGCUCUGGGUGUUGAUCGCCGGGUAAAUGAACAGCAUGCUGUUUCCCUUUCUUGUACGGUCCUUUUCUUGUUACUGCCCGCGGCGGCGUCUUCAUAGACUAUCCCAUGGUACACUUUCGUAAUACCGACUAGGAACGCAUUGGUCGAGCUAUCUUUUUCUCUCCACGCAUCGGAGGAGUACUUGUG